Molecule: messenger RNA, 2372 nt
Organism: Metopolophium dirhodum (rose-grain aphid)
Lineage: Eukaryota; Metazoa; Arthropoda; Insecta; Hemiptera; Aphididae
Exons: 8
Coding region: 327-2069 (580 amino acids)
Source: RefSeq, a predicted model, not a curated record
CUGAUUUCUGAGUUUCCGACUUCUGAGUUGGACGUUGGCAUUUGGCAGUGAAUAAUAAUAUAUUAUAAUAAUAUUUUUUCACUAUGUGUGGAUACGUGAUUCAUUAUUUUAUGAUUUUAGUCCACUAUUCACUACUAUAAGACAUAAGUGGCAACAUUAAGUGUUAAGUCCAUAAUAUAUUACAUUAUAUCGCCAUUUGUUGUCACUCAUCAUCGUGGACAACACAAUAGGACAUACAAUAGGUGUCUAUUACAAUCUAAUUAAUCGAAUAUAUGCUGAAUAUAGUAUUACAUACUAUAAUACACUCGUGUUUUGUAUGCUGAAACAUGUCCGGGUAUAAUGAUCCCUUGGCUGAUGUGAAGGACACUUUGUCCGUCUACGAAGACCACUGGAUAAAACUCGGAUUGGACAACAACAUUAAGACACAGUUAAGGAAUAUCAAAAAUUAUUUUGAAAGCGUUUUCUCGUGGGAUAUCUAUACAUUAUCAGGAUUCAAUGAAAGUCUUAAGUUCAACAUCAUUGAUAAAGUUCAAGAAAAGCAAGAAAUGAUCAUAGACAUAGAUGGCACGGGCAGAGGCGAUGAAUUUGUUUUUUAUAGAUUUAUUUUACAAUUAAUUACUAUUCAUGAAGAUUACACGAGUGAAAGAUAUAAGAAAUCAUAUUUGAAUAUUGAAAGUAUUGUUAAAUUUAUGGAAACGUGUAAAUUUAGCGAGUCAGACAAACAGUACUCUGAUGCAUACUAUCAUAUUGCUCGAGCUACCAAUGUGUUUAUUGCAUUAACAUUGAAGAUUGAUUCAGAAAAGUUACUGAAUUUUGUUAAACCAAUGAAAAAUUUUAAUCAAUCUGAAAAAGCUGCAGUUUGUGCUGUAAAAGCUAGAAUUUUUAUGGAAUAUCCUCCAAAAGGAAAUGAUAUUGCUUUAGGAUUGGCUGAUCGAGCCUGCAUCCUUCAUUCUGUUGAACCUGAAUGGCUACUCAUUUGGUUAAAAGCCAAAAAGCGAAUAAGACAUCGUUAUGAACCAUUUAAAAUGCCAGGGGAUGAUGAAAUUGCUAAAGCUUUAUAUUUAUACGAAACACAAUCAAAGCCUAAAUUUUUAAUUCACGCCUAUCAACUCUAUAAGGAAGCAGGAUUUGUUAAUAAAAUGCACAACAACCUGAAACUAUCAAACAAAUAUUAUAAGCUUUCGUCUGAUAUUGCCAAAAAAUCAAUUCAAUUGGCCAAAGAUGAUACAAAACUACAAAAUUCUAUACUACUUCAUUAUAUACACUUUCCCGAAUAUUUAUUGUCAAAAGACUUAAAUAUAGACAAUAUAAUUACUAAACUGACAAAUGUUAAAAAUAGCAUGGUACAUCUAACUAUAGGCAGAUAUUAUCUAAACCGCAAAAAGGAUUAUAAGAAAGCUAAAAUAUAUUUCUCUCGUGCAAAGGCAUAUGGUAAUUUCAACAGUUCAUUGCAGUUGAUAAAAGUAGAAUGCCUGUUACAAUCUGUCCAUGAAUUUCCGUAUGUUGUGAAAUUAAAUGAGAUGUAUAAAGAUUAUACAAACCCCAAAAAUAGGGUUAUUAUUUUAAUACAUAUAUUGGUAUAUUACAUUUACUCUGACUAUAAUCCAAAAGAAAUUAUGUACUACUUAAAAUUAUAUAUUGAUCAAGACAUUGAAGAUACUAUUAAAAAACGUCAAUUAAUGUUUGUUUGUCCAUUGAUUAAUGAAGAUAAAAUAAUUAUAAAAGCAAACGCAUUUCUGAAUGUUUUAUCUGUGAAAGUAAAAAAUAUAGUAUACAAUAAUAAGUGGGAUGAAGAAGAAAAAAAUAUGGUUGAAAACACAUUUGUUCAGUUCAAUAAAAUAUUACAAUUAAAUUUUAAACCGGAAAAUCAUUUUAAUAAUGAUAAUAAAACUGCUGUUUAUAAAAAAAAUGAAUCUUGGCGAAAACAACAAGUUGAUAAGUCUAAAGAAAGUCAUCAACAGAACAAAGAAUCUUGGCGAAAACCACAAAAUUUGUCAUCUAUCGAGUCAUAUAAAAAAUAUAAUAUUCAGGUUUAUUCAAACCCAGAUUCCACAUCAAAAUCUGCAUAAAAUAAUUUAAAUUAUACAAUACUAUGAACCUAUUGUAUCUAAUAUGUUUUUUUUACUUUUAUUUUCAAAUACUCAACAAUAAUAAUCAUUUUGUUUUGUUUUGCUAAUAGCUAUAUUAAGUUGAUAUUUUCUUAGUAUGUGCAAAUUUUGUAUACAGUGUAUGGGUCAAUAGGCCAUUAAUACAUUUAAAUGGUUAUUAUUAUAUAUGUAUCGACAAUUAUAAUAGGAUUUUUCUGAUUUUUUAAAAAAAAAAUUAUUUAAUUUUACUGUAUUUAAAAAAAUGUGCCAAAUCUUGUUUCUUAA